UGUAAUUGAGUUCAUAGGGAUGUAGGAAUUAGUUCCUUUGCAGUGAAAGUCAUCCUCUUUCACUCCGCCUCGCACUUUCUCCUCUCUGCCUCCAUCUGUCCUGGUCUCAUUUCUCAUCACUGCAUCACGUCUCUGUCACCGUCAUCUUUGCUCUGAUUUCUGUCCCGCUGCCUUUUCCAGCUCAUCGGUGUCCCGGUCUGCCUUGUCCCCCCAUCUCUUUAUUUAAUCUCAAUUUCCCUCCUUCUCUUAGCUGUUGCUCCGUAUUCAUCACUUUUUUCACUCCUCUGAUUUGACAUGUUUUUAGAAAACUCAGAGAUUAAUGUGGGAUUAUGACAUGGGUGGUUUUUAAUGAUUACGUAAAGGUCGGUACUAAAUCCUGAAUGAUUUUCUGGGAUUAGAUAUAUGUGUAUUUAGCAAGAAAGGGGAGGAGUUGCUCAUCGUUGUUGGUGGGUGGAAAAAACGAUCAUAGCAAGCCAGCAGUUUAGUCCAACUGCAGGAGGAAGAGGAUGAAUAUACUUUAGCUGCUGUCUGGCUGUUUUCAUCUGACGUUUGUUUUGCAACAGCAAAGCUGGACGUCUGCUUCCCCAGCUAGUGGUAUUCGCAGGUUGGGAGCAUAAGGGACCAUCUUGCCUCCUAGGUUUUUAUAAAAUCGGCCACAACUUUUCUCUUAAAAGAUUGGAAUAUAUCUUGUUUCUCCUGUUCUUGGCUGCAUCCAUAUUCAGGAUCUGCCCAUGUUCUCACGUUCGUCCCGCCAAGCCGUCAGCUACGAUGAUGUUUUGCACCACUUUUCUUUCGAGUCCUCCUGAAGAUCUGAGUAGCGAGGGCGGUGGGGGAAGAGCAACGGGAGGCAGAGGUCUGGGCCCGUGCUGCCUGUCGUCGUUGCAAUGCCUCGUCCUCCCUCAGGACGAACUGUACCCGUCUCUUUCUGACCGCACCGCUCGGCUCUCCAUGUGCGCUGAGGAGCGAGCUUGCAACUUGGUCGGUAAAAUGCUUCUUGACGUCAGUAUGAGCAGCUGCAGAGCCAGAGACGGUGGGUGUAUUUGGGACCGGGUGAAAAGGCGGCGCGGUCGCUCAGCAUCAUCUUCACCCAUCCAAACUCCUAAGAGUCCAUGUAGAGAGAGUGUAAAAGGACCUACGUUGCCCAUGGCCACAGUCGACAUCAAGAACCCGGAGAUCAACAGCGUCCAGCGUUUCCACAACUCUCAGGUGAACAACAUCGUGCACUCGUCCUUCCCCAGGAGGGAGAAGAAGAGCAAAGGGAAGAAGAAGAGGUUGACCAAGGCAGACAUCGGCACACCGAGCAACUUCCAGCACAUUGGCCAUGUGGGCUGGGACCCCAACACGGGCUUCGACUUAAAUAACUUGGACCCUGAGCUGAAGCACCUGUUUGAUAUGUGCGGCAUCUCCGAGGCUCAGCUGAAGGAUAAGGAGACCUCCAAGGUGAUCUAUGAUUUCAUUGAGAAGAAAGGAGGCGUGGAAGCCGUCAAAAAUGAGCUCCGGAGGCAAGGUCCGCCCAGGUGGAGCGCUCCCCCACCACCUCCAUCCAGAGGCGGCCCCCCUCCUCCUCCCCCACCACCACACCACAGCUCCGCCCCUCCUCCCCCCCCUCCUGCCCGGGGAGGACGGGGCGCCCCUCCGCCUCCUCCCCCCUCCAGAGCUCCGGUCUCUGCCCCCCCACCUCCCCCUCCAUCCCGAGUGGGCAUGUCCGCUCCCCCGCCUCCUCCGCCCAGCCGGGGCUCUCUCCCGCCUCCCCCUCCGCCAGCUCACGCCUCCCUCCCCAUGGCCCCGCCCCCGCCUCCUCCUCCCCCCUCAUCCUCAAUUCCAUCCAGUACCGGCGCUCCUCCUCCGCCGCCGCCUCCUCCCCCGCCUCCCGGCCCUCCGCCCCCUGCUCCUCCACCCUCCACGGAGGCUAACGGAGGGGACGGUGCCCCGGGCAAGUCGGCGCUGCUGAGUCAGAUCAGGGAGGGAACCCAGCUGAAGAAGGUGGAGCAGAAGGAGAGGCCGGUGUCCAGCGUGGGCCGGGACGCACUUCUGGACCAAAUCAGACAAGGAAUCCAACUUAAAACCAGGGAUGACGCAGAUCCAGCGCCUGCCACCCCGACGCCCUCAGCAGGCAUCGUUGGGGCGCUGAUGGAGGUGAUGCAGAAACGGAGCAAAGCUAUUCACUCUUCAGAUGAGGACGAUGACGACGAUGAAGAUGAGGACUUUGAGGAUGACGAUGAAUGGGACGACUAGUGAUUCCACCCCCCUCCCUGACCCCUCGAUGAUCAUGACACUAAAAAAUGUUCUUGUCCUUCUAAAAAGAAAUUGUUGAUUUCAAGGUUAUAAAUGUAAAUGUUCUAUCAGUUUGCUGUAUAUUUCUGUUGCCUUUAUGCUUUUUUUUAUUAUUAAUCUGUGCAAUACCUCAUUUAAUCUGUAAAUGUUUGUCAUUCUCAUCUGUCUGUCGGCUACGUCUCUUGAUAACGACUCUCUUUUGAACAAUCCUUGUUCAAAACUAAUUUUUUUUCUCAUAUUUCUCUUUCACCCCGUAUCUCUCUAUCUUCCACUCCCUUCUGUCGCCAGCAGUCGAUCAUUUCCACCAGUGAUUCAUCCAUCUCUGCUUUCAGCUGCCUCUCAUUCCACGCUGUCCCUCUCCCACAUUCCCAGUACCCAGAUUAAUGUGCAAUUUUCAAUUACUUUUGAAAAUCUGAGCUGAAUGUCUUUUCUUUUCUUUUCUUUCAUAUAUCUCUUGGUCAGUGAUUAACGAGAGGGCUUACAAGACAGCUAGAUGAAAUGCCACAAACCUUUGGUUAAUUGUAUCAUCGUUUGUUAGGAGGGAAAAAAAUGAACUAUUUUCAUACCCAACUGCUCUGUAGUUUAUUUUUACGUAUUCAAAUGAUCCUAGUUUAGCACUCAUAUUUUCUUAAAACGGAGGAGAAAAUGCUCUUUUUGGAAUAUUUAGCUUCAUUUGCUGUGGACUGUAAAUUUGCUCCAGAGUUUUGAGUCUUGUUAUAUUUUUGCACAGAUCGAAAGAGGAGACUCGCUGCAUGAAAAUGGGACAUUUCCAGUCUGCGUGGAAAUGAGAUGUGCAUACGCUUUAAAUAAUGAGACCGAAGAGACUCAGACACCAACCGUUAACAUAUCACACUACACACAGUAACAGAGGUCGCCCGCAGUGUUAUGGCCGCCCGUCUGUUUUGUACUCAUUUAGUUUUUUUGGUCCUUGUCACACUACAGAUUCAGAUGAAUUUGUGCUUAGAUUUCUGUUUCUCUCCUGUUGUUUUUUUAAGUAGCAAGCAGAGUAUUAAUGAAUGCCUGUUUGUUGUAAUCGGCUCAUUCAUCAUGUAAAGCUUGAGGAAUAAAGACAUUUUAGUUUUA
Molecule: messenger RNA, 3357 nt
Organism: Cololabis saira (Pacific saury)
Lineage: Eukaryota; Metazoa; Chordata; Actinopteri; Beloniformes; Belonidae
Gene: waslb
Product: WASP like actin nucleation promoting factor b
Exons: 8
Coding region: 769-2235 (488 amino acids)
Biological process (GO): actin filament organization; regulation of Rho protein signal transduction
Cellular component (GO): nucleus; cytoplasm; endoplasmic reticulum membrane
Molecular function (GO): small GTPase binding; microtubule binding; actin binding
Source: RefSeq, a predicted model, not a curated record